Tribolium madens (black flour beetle) is the source of this 1533-nucleotide messenger RNA. RefSeq names its product translocating chain-associated membrane protein 1 (gene TRAM). Gene Ontology annotation, biological process: protein insertion into ER membrane; SRP-dependent cotranslational protein targeting to membrane, translocation. Lineage: Eukaryota; Metazoa; Arthropoda; Insecta; Coleoptera; Tenebrionidae. Bases 302 to 1417 code for a protein of 371 amino acids. Gene Ontology annotation, cellular component: endoplasmic reticulum membrane. The record is from RefSeq and is a predicted model, not a curated record. The transcript has 6 exons.
CAAUCCUUUCAUCCACAAAUGACAUUUGACAGUUGACAAUUGUUGUAAUUGUCAAAACCGCGGAUGGUGGCUACGUAAAAUAUAUCGACGUCGACGAUUACGUUGUCUACGUGUCUGUGAACCAGUUCGUGAAACUCCAAAACCAGCCAAAACAUCCCGUUCACUCUGUGGCGUGGAAGCAGAGGUGUCGGUACGUUGAGUGGUGCUAACAGUGCAAGAAUCACCAAACCGUUACAAUUACACCUUACCGUUAUUAAGAAAGUUGUCUAUUUAGUUUGUUAAUAAAUUUAUUCGAAGAAAGAUGGUCAAACCAGUCAGAAAAAACUCAAACAAGAACCCCCCAAUUUUGAGCCACGAAUUUAUCAUCCAAAACCAUGCGGAUAUUGUCUCCUGCGUGGCUAUGGUCUUUGUGGUUGGCCUUAUGGUCCAAGCCACAUCGCCACUAGCUUCAGUUUUCAUUGCUCUCCAACAUAACGUAACAGAAGCUGGUGAAAUUCCUUUAUACAGUCCUGGGAUCAAAGACUGGGCAGCUGUUUUCUUCUACAGCUUGAUCUGUAUUGUGAUCCACGCCAUUAUCCAGGAAUAUGGUCUUGAUAAAAUUUCCAAGAAGCUGCAUUUAUCCAAGUCAAAGCUUGCAGUUUUCUCAACCAGUGGCCAACUGACCGUGUUUUAUCUAAUUUCAACAUUUUGGGGGGCUGAUAUCGUGUUGAAGGAGCAAUAUUUGCCCGAAAUUGCGCGACUUUGGUCCGAUUACCCCGCUCCAAUGACUUUCCUUGUUAAAUUAUACAUUAUUAUCCAACUUGCCUACAGUCUACAUGAAUUACCUGAACUCUAUUUCCAAAGAGUGAAACGUGAAGAAUAUUCAUCAAAAGCCGUCCAAAGCGUUGCAACUCUACUUCUCGUAGCCAUCCCUUACUUCUUAAACUUCAAUCGUUUGCUUGUUUGUCUCUUGGUGCUCCACCACAGUUCUGAAUUGUUUUACCACAUCACCCAACUUAUUCAAACUGUUGACAAAGAUGAGAAAUUCUCAAAGGCUGCCAGAAUGGUUUCCAACAUUUUACAGAUUUUGGCCCGUUUGGGUAGCAUCAUCUUAGCUGUUUUAACCCUGUGGUAUGGGUUGGCAUUAGGAGAGCAUCAACCCCUUGACAUUCAAGCUGGUUAUUACAACACAUCUACUGUCCGUCUUGCUGUCUUGGGGGGAAUCCUUGUUUUGCAAAUGUAUUUGACUAUUAAUGUAAUCAACCAAGAAAUCGCCCGCUCUCGUGAAAAUAAAGCCUAUACCACUGUUCCUAAACCUAAGGUGCAGAAGAAAGAAAAAUCAAAAAAGAGUAAAAAAGUUAAUAACGAAGAAUCUGAUCUCCCUGAAGUGGAUCAAAACACAAAUAAGACUUUAAGACACAAACAAAAAGUAAAAUAAGUUAUUUAGGUAUCUUUUUUUAUAUACAUUAUUUUGGAAAAACCAGACUUUACUGCUGGUGACAAUUACUGAAUUGUUUGUUUUCUGUAAAAAAUAUGAUUUUUUGAUGACUUGAA